Zonotrichia albicollis (white-throated sparrow) is the source of this 2557-nucleotide messenger RNA. RefSeq names its product BTB domain containing 1 (gene BTBD1). The record is from RefSeq and is a predicted model, not a curated record. Gene Ontology annotation, cellular component: cytosol; P-body. Gene Ontology annotation, biological process: neurogenesis. Lineage: Eukaryota; Metazoa; Chordata; Aves; Passeriformes; Passerellidae. Gene Ontology annotation, molecular function: protein binding.
GGGCGGCUGCUCCGGCGGGGCCUGCGCGGGCAGCGGCGCGUGCGCGGCGCGGGGCGGGGCGGCGCUGACGCCGGGGCGGCGCUGACGGAGCGCCCGGCGCGGCCCGGCCCGGCGCGGCCCCGAGGGCGAUGGCGGCCGCGGGGGGCGGCCCGGGGGCGCCCGCGGAGACGCCACCCACCACCGCCGCGGGUGUCGCCGCCGCCGAGGCCGGCGCGGUGUUGCAGCGGGAGCCGCUGUACAACUGGCAGGCCACCAAGGGCUCGCUGCGGGAGCGCUUCGCCUUCCUCUUCUCCAACGAGCUCCUCAGCGACGUGCACUUCGUGGUGGGCAAGGGCAGCGCCCGCGGCGGCGGCGGCGGCGGCGGUGGGGCGGCGCCCCCCGGGCCCGGGCAGCAGCGCAUCCCCGCCCACCGGUUCGUGCUGGCGGCCGGCAGCGCCGUGUUCGACGCGAUGUUCAACGGCGGCAUGGCCACCACCUCGGCCGAGAUCGAGCUGCCCGACGUGGAGCCCGCCGCCUUCCUGGCGCUCCUCAGGUUUCUUUAUUCAGAUGAAGUUCAAAUUGGUCCAGAAACAGUCAUGACUACUUUAUACACUGCUAAAAAGUAUGCAGUCCCUGCCCUGGAAGCACAUUGUGUGGAUUUCCUAACAAAGCAUCUCCGAGCAGAUAAUGCCUUUAUGCUGCUUACUCAAGCUCGUUUGUUUGAUGAACCUCAGCUUGCUAGUCUUUGUCUGGACACAAUAGACAAAAGCACCAUGGAUGCCAUAAGUGCAGAAGGCUUUACAGAUAUCGACAUAGACACAUUAUGUGCAGUUCUAGAAAGGGACACGCUCAGCAUUCGAGAAAGUCGGCUCUUUGGAGCUGUUGUUCGCUGGGCAGAAGCAGAAUGUCAGAGACAACAACUGCCUGUGACAUUUGGGAACAAACAGAAAGUCCUUGGAAGAGCUCUUUCCUUAAUCCGUUUUCCACUAAUGACUAUUGAAGAGUUUGCAGCAGGCCCUGCUCAGUCUGGAAUCCUGUCGGAUCGGGAAGUAGUAAAUCUCUUUCUGCACUUUACUGUCAAUCCCAAGCCUAAAGUUGAUUAUAUUGACCGACCCAGGUGUUGCCUUAGAGGAAAAGAGUGCAGCAUAAACAGGUUCCAGCAGGUGGAGAGUCGCUGGGGCUACAGCGGAACCAGCGACCGCAUCAGGUUCACAGUUAACAGAAGAAUUUCUAUAGUGGGAUUUGGAUUAUAUGGAUCUAUUCAUGGACCCACAGACUAUCAAGUUAAUAUACAGAUAAUCGAUUAUGAGAAGAACCAGACGCUGGGACAGAACGACACUGGAUUCAGCUGUGAUGGAACAGCCAGCACCUUCAGAGUUAUGUUCAAGGAGCCCAUAGAGAUCCUGCCCACGGUUUGCUACACUGCUUGUGCAACCUUGAAAGGUCCUGAUUCCCACUAUGGAACAAAAGGUUUGAAGAAAGUGAUCCAUGAAUCUCCUACUGCUAGCAAAACAUGCUUUGUCUUUUAUAGUUCACCAGGUAACAACAAUGGUACAUCAAUAGAAGAUGGACAGAUACCAGAAAUAAUAUUUUAUACUUAGUUUCACAUGAUGAUCUGGAAUGUGUUGGUGUCUCAGUGGACUUCAGAUCACUAUUGGCAGCAGUUAAAAAAAUUCUGUUAAAUUACUUAAAUGUGUAAAAAGAAAAACUAAUUUGUUUGAGGGGUACCAGAAAAGCUAUUUUUUUUUCCGCAUCGUUAUUGGUAGAUUGUAAUUUAGUUUUUCCUCUAAACAAAAUGUUAAUGGAAUAAGUACUCUGUAUAUUGAAAAGUUUGUUUUAAGUAGUACCUUGUGGUUAAUUGCUUUGUGUUUUCACCCCUUUGUUUCUCAUGUAGUAAAAUUCAUUUUUUGAACUGGAAAAUCCUUACUUGUUAUGAACAACUUGUGUAUGUUUUCUCCAAUCUGUCCUUAAAAGACAGUAAAGCUGCUGCUGUAGUCCCAUCUUGCACUUCUUUCCAAAAUGACCUUGGAUUGACCCUAUGGACAUGGAUUGCUACUGUAUUUUUUUGAAAUACGUCGGCAAAGCUGCAUUCAUAUUGCCAUCAUCUUGACUUUUUCCAAGAGCCAUGGAGAAUUAAUGGACUUUGCACUGCAGAGAACAUCUGCAGCAGCGCUGAAGAAUAAAUAUCAAGUCAAAUUCAGCAAGAAACAGAUCUUUCCCGAAUCUGUCUUAAUUCAGAAGGGCUGUUUUGGAAUAUAGAACUGGUUAUGCAAAUAGCCACUGUAUAUAUACAUAUGUGCCUAUAAAAGAUGUAUAAUGUGAAAAUGAGAAUAUGAGACUUGUAAUGAUGUUAUUUUAUCACUGGAUAUUCUAGUACUAAAAAUAUUAGUAUAAAUCUAAGGAUUAUUGGUGUGCAAGGAGUUUUACAGAUUGCAUACAAUCAUUUGAUGCAAAUGCUGUAUGUACAUAGUAUUCAGUGCUUUGCAGUAUGUACCAUGUAGUAACAGAAUGGCUUGGUGUACAAAGACCUGUAUCCUCUCCCACGUCAUACUAAAAUUUAAGAAUGCAGGAGAAAAAA